AUUUUGUUUUUGUUGUUUUUGACGUCUUUGGCAAGAUGGGAGAAUGAAAGGAAAGUAGAGAGCGGUCAACAAGAUCCACUCUGAUGGCGCUUAGGCUACAAAGAACAAUCUUUCUAACCCUGUGCGCCGCAACCCUGCUGACGAUGCUGUAUGUCAGCCUGUCACGUGACGCUAUCGUCGUAGUUCAGCCAGGUUCAGUGGAUGUCCAGGAUCAACUACGCAGCCCUAAUCGGUGUCUGACAUUGGGUACUCACUCCUGGAAUUAUAAUGUAGCAUACGGGCGGCCAGGGCUGCUGAUAAACCCUUCAAACGGCUCUGACGUGUUGAGAGGGAGCACCACAGACAUCGUCAACAGGAUCUACAACAACAUGUGUCAUGGUCACCAGACCCUGCCUAACGUACAAUUCACUUUCCCAGACAUACUGCUGAUUGUCGACUUUAACUAUCCUUCACACUACAAUGUCAUUCCAUACCUUGAACUUCUGUACAGGAGAUAUUUUCCUAAUAUUCUCUAUUGCGGUCUCCAACCUGAAACUCUAAAGAAACAGAUUGUGGCUGAGAAACUGGGGUUCCCUAUCUACUAUUUGCAUGCUCUGAGGGACAUCUGGCAAACAAAGUACGAGUGUAUUCAGCAUGCCAUGAAAAUGUGCGACAACUUCACCGGCUACCUGCUGAUCGGCGACGACACUCUCAUCAACAUGACGAACUUUGAAAGAACUCCGAAAUAUAAAGCGAUGGUGGGUGAUGAGUUUGUCAGAAUCGGACAACACGUGAACACCACUCAGUUCAAGCAGUUGUGGCCGUGGUGGGGUGUGGAAGGCGGGAGGAGUGCCAUGCUGGGUGUGCUUAACGAGCUCGCCUUUAAAGCGAACCGUCACAAUGACCACCUUGCACAAGAAUUCCUUAGAAAUUAUUAUUCCUUUGUCGACCACAGCAACAUCUUUUACUUUAUGCCGAUCGACUUCCUGUACGUCCCCAAACGGCUGUCCUCCAUUUUCCUCUACAUGACGUCAUUGUUUCUGAAAUACAAGGACAACGUGGAACUGGCGAUUCCGUUUUUUGUGUGUGGCCUGGAACACCCAGAGGACGUGCACUUUGUUAGAAUGUGCAGAGUAAAAGGCGAGGACAGAGAUAAAUCGCAGACACGUUUUGAGAAGGACCUCGUGUACCUGCACCCUUUUAAGUACCAUGCCAAUUUUAACAAUACACCUCAAGGGAAGGACUUUAUCUGUCAGAACUAUUUACGAAGUGAUUAACUAUCGGUAUGUAUGAACAUUGCUUGGUUAUCAUCUGUGAAAAAACGAGUACUCAACAUCUAAGUCUCUCACCUCUGGUGCUCGUCAAAUUUUAUCAUUACAGUUUAUGUUUUUUCCUUUAUUACCUAAUGUCACGGAAGCAUCCGGUGUGAAAAUUUACCUUUGAGACUGAGUUGCACGUUGAUAUGGAGAUAGUUGCUCAUAGGGUGUAUAGAAAAAAGCAGAAAUUUUCGCCCACAGAAAUUAAAAAAAGGGAAAAGCAGAGAUAUUUUUUGGGAACACUGUUGCAGAUAUUCCUUAUUACUGUGUGCACGUGACUAACAACAUAUUGUGUCGCCGGUCAAAGCUACAAUACUGUGGCUUGAAAAUUUGAAUUUGAAGUACUAAUCUUAAUCGAGAUAACUUAAAAUGUCCAGGCAGUUACCCUGUGUUGUUAGAAAAAAAUAUAUAUUUAGUAUAGUAGAUGGGCAAACAAUAAAAUCUUUUUAUGCA
Messenger RNA from Pomacea canaliculata, 1748 nucleotides. RefSeq lists its product as uncharacterized. The transcript is spliced from 2 exons. The record is from RefSeq and is a predicted model, not a curated record. Lineage: Eukaryota; Metazoa; Mollusca; Gastropoda; Architaenioglossa; Ampullariidae. Bases 84 to 1256 code for a protein of 390 amino acids.